This is a messenger RNA of Apaloderma vittatum (bar-tailed trogon), 1353 nucleotides long. Its product is annotated as anthrax toxin receptor 1. Gene Ontology annotation, cellular component: membrane. Gene Ontology annotation, molecular function: signaling receptor activity. The record is from RefSeq and is a predicted model, not a curated record. The transcript is spliced from 16 exons. NCBI's taxonomy places the organism in Eukaryota, Metazoa, Chordata, Aves, Trogoniformes, Trogonidae. The annotation marks the transcript as partial.
AUGGCCAUUGCAAAGCAAAGCAUCUUGAGAUUUGGCUUCAAAUGUUUCUUCCUAGCAACUUUAAUGCUAGCCUGUGAUGGACAAGGUGGAAAGAGAGAGAAUGGUGGUCCUGCCUGUUACGGAGGAUUUGAUUUGUAUUUCAUUCUAGACAAAUCAGGAAGCGUCCUGCACCACUGGAAUGAAAUAUAUCAUUUUGUGGAACAUUUGGCCCGCAAGUUCAUAAGCCCUCAGCUGAGGAUGUCCUUCAUCGUUUUUUCAACUAGAGGGACAAUUCUGAUGAGAUUAACAGAAGACAGGGAACAGAUACGCCAGGGUCUAGAAGAGCUACAGAAAGUCCUGCCGGGAGGCGACACGUACAUGCAUGAAGGAUUUGAAAGGGCAAGUGAACAGAUUUACUACGAAAAUGUUCACGGUUACAGAACUGCAAGUGUCAUCAUUGCAUUGACCGAUGGAGAGCUCCAUGAAGACCUGUUUUUCUACUCUGAGAGGGAGGCUAAUCGGUCGCGUGACCUGGGAGCAACAGUAUAUUGUGUUGGUGUGAAAGACUUCAACGAGACGCAGCUGGCUAGAAUUGCCGACAGCAAAGAUCAUGUCUUUCCAGUGAAUGAUGGUUUUGAAGCCCUUCAGGGGAUCAUAGACUCUAUUUUGAAGAAAUCCUGUAUAGAAAUUCUGGCAGCAGAGCCUUCCAGUAUAUGUGCAGGAGAGUCAUUUCAGGUUGUCGUGAGAGGAAAUGGAUUUCGACAUGCCCGUAACGUUGACAGAGUGCUCUGCAGUUUCAGGAUCAAUGACACCGUUACUCUCAAUGAGAAGCCUUUUGUUGUAGAAGAUACCUACUUACUCUGCCCAGCACCUGUGCUACAAGAAGUUGGCAUGGAAGCAGCUCUUCAAGUCAGUAUGAACGACGGUCUGAGCUUCAUCUCUAGCUCCGUCAUCAUCUCCAGCACACACUGUUCAGACGGGACGAUCCUGGCUAUCGCUUUGUUGAUCCUGUUCCUCUUGCUGGCGUUGGUUCUUCUCUGGUGGUUCUGGCCUCUGUGCUGCACAGUGAUCAUCAAAGAGCCUCCCCCACCUCCUGCAGAAGACAGCGAGGAGGAAGAUGAUGAUGGUCUUCCAAAGAAGAAGUGGCCAACAGUUGAUGCCUCUUAUUACGGCGGACGAGGAGUUGGCGGCAUCAAACGAAUGGAGGUGCGCUGGGGAGAAAAGGGCUCCACAGAAGAAGGGGCAAAGUUAGAGAAGGCCAAGAACGCCAGGGUCAAGAUGCCAGAGCAGGAAUACGAGUUCCCUGAGCCCAGGAACCUGGCCAACAACAUGCGCAGGCCUUCCUCCCCUCGGAAGUGGUACUCUCCAAUCAAG